Thlaspi arvense is the source of this 333-nucleotide messenger RNA. The record is from the annotation of a GenBank genome assembly. Lineage: Eukaryota; Viridiplantae; Streptophyta; Magnoliopsida; Brassicales; Brassicaceae.
AGCUCACUUGGCAACGAGGGAGAAAGAAGUCAGGCUGUUGCUUUCCACAAGGAAAACCCUUCUCCACAGAUUAUAUCUCCAGAAGGUUGCUCUCGGAGUGAAGCUUAUCAGCUUCUGAGUGAUCGUUGGGCAGCUGCAAUGCAUCUAUACAAUGACCCUACAGUUGAUUUGUCUGAAAGACCGAUGAUGUAUUAUGGCGGGGAUGUGUGGGGUAAACUGCCUCACAAGAUACUGGCUCCAGCCAACAAGACAUUACCUCCACCAAUGUUGCCAAAUGAUUACAGAACCGAACACCGUCGAGGAUUGGCUGAUUCCAAGGUCGUCAAGUUCUAA